This is a messenger RNA of Knipowitschia caucasica, 462 nucleotides long. Lineage: Eukaryota; Metazoa; Chordata; Actinopteri; Gobiiformes; Gobiidae. The record is from the annotation of a GenBank genome assembly.
AUGAAGGACAAACGGCAGCGACACACCCUCCCCUGGCCCCUCCCCUUCCUGGACUCCAUGAUGCCCCUCCCCCUCCUGGAUCCCAUGGGUGCUCUGCUGCUGUCCCGGACCCCCACCACCUACCCCCUCCUGCCUCACCCGCUCACGGCCCUGCCUUACUCCCCUCUGUCUCUGUCCCACCACGUCUCACCUUACAGCGCCCCCUUCAGGCUGGGCUCGUACAGCAGCAGAGCCCUGUGUCCCGCCGGCUCCCAGGGACACACCCCGUCCUGUCCCUGUCCCCUGUCCCCGGUGCGAACGGAGGGGACUGGCCUGACCGGGACCCUGACCAGGACCCAGACCGGGACCCUGACCAGGACCCAGACCGGGACCCUGACCAGGACCCAGACCGGGACCCUGACCGGGACCCCGACCAGGACCCCGACUGGAGGGACAGAGGAGAAGUGUCACGCGGUCCCUUAA